Messenger RNA from Stegodyphus dumicola, 1251 nucleotides. RefSeq names its product transcription factor A, mitochondrial-like. Gene Ontology annotation, biological process: regulation of transcription by RNA polymerase II. The record is from RefSeq and is a predicted model, not a curated record. Lineage: Eukaryota; Metazoa; Arthropoda; Arachnida; Araneae; Eresidae.
CGUUUGGCUGUACAUAAUUGUUCAAACUCCUGGUUCAGUUUGGGCAGUUAUGUUGAUGUUUUGAUUGUCAGUAUACGAAAUGUGAAUGAAAUUAUGGCUUUUCUAACAAAAGUAUUUAAAUUUACAGACAGUAUAUGUUUGUCAAAGAACUGGAGCUUGAGUAAUAAGAAUAACUGGCUUAUUGGAUGUGCAUACUUUACUAGCAAAGUCGAUAUUCCCUCUCCACCAAAGAGACCUCUUAGUGCUUACAUGUUAUUUUGUCAAGAACAUAGGCAAAAUGUGAUUAAAGAAAAUCCAAAAUUAAGUAGCUCAGAGCUAGUGAAGAAAUUAGCGGAAAAAUGGAGUCAUCUUAGUAAGGAUAUGAGGAAACCAUAUGAAAUCAGUGCUAGAGAAAAUACUUUGAUUUAUGGAGAAGCACACAAAAAUUUCUACGAGAACCUUACCAGUGAACAGAAAGAAGAGUUAGCAAGACUAAAAACUGAACAGAGGGAAGCUCGUCGUUUGGCAAAAUUAAAAAGAGCUCUCCGUGAAACAAAUCUACCAAAAUCUCCAGGAUCAGCCUACAAUUUGUUUGUGCGUUCGCAAGCAAAAAAACUUGACGUUAAGGAACGACAUGAAUUUAUAAAGGAAUGUGCUGAGUUGUGGAAAAAAAUGUCUGAAUAUGAGAAAAAGCAGUUUAAAAAGGAAGCAGAACUAGAGAAAUUACGAUAUGCAGAUGAAAUAAAGAGUUGGAGAGAGCAAUUACUAAAAGAAGGCAAAUCUGACCUUGUCAGUUUAUAUAAUGAUAUGAAGGGACGGAGAAAACUGGAUGAUGAACAUUCUGCUUUAACUGAAAGAAAGAAGUCAUCGAGAAAAGGCGAUGUCAAAGAGGUGAUAAAUGGGGAAAACUGGAUGAUGAAUAUUCUGCUUCAACUAAAAGGAAGAAGUCAUCAAGAAAAAGCGAUGGCAAAGAGCAAGUUGUUUGACUUUUUUAGAAUGAAAUGACUUCAAAAAGUUUGUUUGGAAUAUCUGAUAUAAAAACUAUGUGGAUUCUUUAUUUUAAAUGCAGUUUAUUUUAGAAAAUCUGAAAUAUUUAAAAUGUAUUUCAUUCAUCAAAAUGUGGAAUCAUUUCUCUAACAAACACAGUCUUUUUGCUUCAGUUAUUUUUUUUUAUCCAGGGUGAUAAAUUUAUUUACUUUUCAGAAUCUCUACAAGUAUUUUAAUACAUAUGUGUAAAUGAAAAAUAAAGGAAGUUAUUAUUUGAAAAUUAAA